GAGCAUUAGUAGACCUGGUCCAAACCACUUACUAGCUUACGUUACAGGAUUUCCACUACACCCUUUAAUGUGUGUAUAUAUAUGCACAAACAUUUAGUUUGAAAAGCAACCUUGCAUUCUCAAGCAUCCAAAGCUCCUUUCUUUUGGAAGUUCUUAUUGAUCUUUCUGUUGUUCAUCCAUACCAAAUUAUGGGUUUCCGUUUGCCGGCUGUUCUUCGUGCUAAGCAAAUUCUUCAGAGGUCUCCAACAGCAAACCAAACGGCUUCAGCAGCCAUGGACGUGCCAAAGGGCUACCUUGUAGUCCACGUUGGAGAAAAGCAAACGAAGCGAUUUGUAAUUCCCAUAUCAUACUUGAACAAUCCUUCAUUUCAAGACUUACUAAUCCUAGCUGAAGAAGAAUUUGGAUAUGAUCAUCCAAUGGGUGGUCUUACAAUUCCCUGUAGCGAAAACAUCUUCAUCGAUGUCAUUUCUUGCUUAAAUCGUUCAUGAGACUCUGAACAUUGAACACAAUUUUGUAAAGAAUAGUUACAAGUAAAAUGUACGCAAAAAGCAGGAGCAUUAAUCAAAUAUUUUUGUUUCUUCA
Molecule: messenger RNA, 582 nt
Organism: Hevea brasiliensis (rubber tree)
Lineage: Eukaryota; Viridiplantae; Streptophyta; Magnoliopsida; Malpighiales; Euphorbiaceae
Product: auxin-induced protein 15A
Exons: 1
Coding region: 189-488 (99 amino acids)
Biological process (GO): response to auxin
Source: RefSeq, a predicted model, not a curated record